UCGACUCGACGCUAGUCGCGCUAGCGUCAAGAAAAAAGAAGUUGGAUUUUCUCAACUUCAGCGUCAAGCCGUACUGUUGGCCAAUACGGCCAGUUGACUCUAUAAAUUUGAUACUGUUUUCAUGCGUUUUUCACAAUAUAGUGUCAAUUUUAAUGAUAUGACUAGUUUGACGCUAAAAAUGAGCGUCGAGCGUCAGCGUGAAAAGCAAGCGCUCAAUCAAACAAUCGCACAGAAUGCAGCGUUCUUUCGCCGAGCGGUAUUACGAAAUCAUGUGUUUUCUCUGUAUAAUCUAUGGUUAUCACUGGCUUUCGCGCAUCGCGAACGAUGAAAGUGAAGAUGAAACGAAGAAACUUGGUCAACCUUUUGAGCCGAGCCUCGCGACGGAUGUGACGUUCGGAAAAGCAGAGCUCUCAUUGGAUAUCGCUCAUCUCUUAUCGCCUAUUGUGUCCAGUGUGCGAGGACCUUUAAAGGGUCUCUAUUCUAGUAUAUUCAGUUCUUUUUGGUUCUGCACUUCUGUAGUUAGCUAUAAAGAACAGAUUCGUGAUCGCUUCUCGAAAAGUAUUUAUUUCGACUUUUUUCGUAAAACACGUGAAAAUAUAGAAAUACGUGAUUUAAUAAAAAUCAUAAUGAAGAGAUCAGUUGAUAGAAAUUAUCGAGGAAGAAGGCUAAUUGAUAAAAAAUUCCCUGGAAAGGCACCAAUUGAUAAACAAGUAUUAGCAAAAUACUCUAAAGGUCCUGGGCUUGAUUUAAAAAAAAAAACAAAUGCUAUUAAAAAUAAAGUUGUUAGGAAAAAACUACAGCGGAAAGAACAGAUUAUAGAGGAACAGGUAGAAGCUUCUGCUCGGGCGGAAUUAUUAUUGACAGAAGAGCAUGGCUACUUGGAAGCUGAAGAUGGAGAAACUACUACUGAAUAUCGACAAAAGCAAAUUACAGACAAUGUGGAUAUAACAAGUGCAGCCAAACGAUUCAAACUGGAUUUACAAUUUGGUCCAUAUUGUUUUAAAUAUACCAGAAAUGGUAGGCAUUUACUUUUGGGUGGAAAACAAGGUCAUGUGGCAGCUUUUGACUGGGUAACAAAAAAACUGGCUUGUGAAAUAAAUGUGAUGGAGUCUGUACAUGAUGUUACAUGGCUGCAUCUAGAAACUAUGUUUGCUGUAGCACAAAAGGAUUGGGUUUAUGUUUAUGAUAAUCAGGGAAUAGAGUUACAUUGUUUGAAAAGAAUGAAUGGUGUGACAAGAUUGGAAUUUUUGCCAUAUCAUUUCUUGCUUGCCAGUGGAUCAAAAGACGGUCAUAUGGCUUGGUUGGAUGUGUCUAUGGGCAAGCUUGUUGCUCGUUAUAAUUCACAUUUGGGCAGAAUAUCUGUGAUGACACAAAAUCCAAGUAAUGCAGUAUUAUGUGUGGGUGAUUCAAAAGGAAUAGUGUCUAUGUGGUCUCCAAACUCUACUAAACCAUUGGCAAAAAUGCUUUGCCACCAUCAGUCAAUCAUGACAUGUGCUAUUCAUCCAUAUGGGACUUAUAUGGCAACCAGUUGUGUAGAUAAAUCAGUAAAAAUAUGGGACAUUAGGCAAUUGACAGGACCAGUGAAUCAUAUGCAUCUUUGUUCUCCUGCUCAUCGUAUGUCCUAUAGUCAACGUGGCUUGCUUGCACUUGCUAUGGGCAAUAUAGUAGAAGUUUUUAGGGAUUCAUAUGGUGAAUUUAAACCAUAUUUACGACACAAGACUGCUCGCAAUGUAGGCUGUGUUAAAUUUUGCCCAUAUGAAGAUGUGUUGGGAAUUUCUACUGCAAAUGAAUUUUCGUCACUCCUUGUGCCAGGAAGUGCAGAAGCAAAUUAUGAUGCACACGAGAUUAAUCCAUUCCAAACUAAAAAUCAAAGACGAGAAGCGGAAGUAAAAGCACUUUUAGAAAAGAUACAACCAGAAUUAAUCACUCUCGACUCAACUGAAAUACUCGAAGUUGAUGUACCUACUUAUAAAGAGAAAGUGGAAUUAAAGAAAAAACUUUUGUAUGUUAAACCAAAACCAAUAAAUUUUGAAUCCCGACGAACGAAAGCUAAGGGGAAAGGUGGCACCGCGAAAAUAAUAAAAACUAAAAAAAUAUUGAAAGACUUAAGUCGUCGGGAAAUGAUUGAAACAUUUCGCGAAACAAUUGAGGAAGCGAUUCCGAAAAAAACUGAAAAUCGAAACAAAGAUUAUGGUGUAUUAAAUAGAUUUCUUCAAAAAAAAUAAAAUAAAUUCUGAUAGGAUUUAAUUUUAAUUAAAUAUAAUAUUAUAUUUAAAUGUAUAAAAUUCUUGUAUAUAUUUUUAAUAUUUUAUAAUAAUGCGGAAUAUUAUCAAAUAUUAAUAAUAAAUUUGAUAAUAAUCUGCCCAGUUAAAUCUUUAUAAUUAGCUACAGUUCUUAAAUUAUGAUAUAAUUCUGUAUUACAUGCGAAAAUUAAAGAUGUAUAAGAAUAUACAAUUUAUUUGUGCAUGUAAAUAUUCUGUGACACUUCAUGAGCAAUUGGUUUUU
Molecule: messenger RNA, 2505 nt
Organism: Cataglyphis hispanica
Lineage: Eukaryota; Metazoa; Arthropoda; Insecta; Hymenoptera; Formicidae
Product: WD repeat-containing protein 46
Exons: 6
Coding region: 234-2225 (663 amino acids)
Biological process (GO): maturation of SSU-rRNA from tricistronic rRNA transcript (SSU-rRNA, 5.8S rRNA, LSU-rRNA)
Cellular component (GO): small-subunit processome; nucleolus; 90S preribosome
Molecular function (GO): protein binding
Source: RefSeq, a predicted model, not a curated record